Molecule: messenger RNA, 5856 nt
Organism: Falco peregrinus (peregrine falcon)
Lineage: Eukaryota; Metazoa; Chordata; Aves; Falconiformes; Falconidae
Product: polycystin family receptor for egg jelly-like
Exons: 1
Coding region: 1-5856 (1951 amino acids)
Molecular function (GO): protein binding
Source: RefSeq, a predicted model, not a curated record
AUGUCUGGGAAGGAUAUGCGACUGUUUGUGCUUUGGCCGCAAACUCACCUGAUCCAUGUGUGGCAGCCAGCAGAGCGGGGCUGGUGUGCACGCCUCAAGAGUGCCAGCUGGCAGAAAUUCAGCAGCCAGGGAGGCAGACCAUCUAGCCUCCUCCUUCCCCACAGUGAGCACCAAGACACACCACUGCCUGCUAUCUACCCAUCAGCCAAGUUGCAACAGACUUGUGCCACCUGCUACAGCUAUAGCUUGACCAUGUGCUAUAGGCAUCAGGGGCUCCACGUUGCUUCAGUCAGCAUUGAGCAGAUGCCUUGCAUAAGCCUUAGCCUCCAUCUCAAGGUAAAGCCUGACUUGCUGCAUGUCCUCAGCAUCAGCUCCAAGCUCCUUAGCGUUUCUCAACAGCCCCUCAGCCUUUCCAGGAAGGUUCAGCCCCUUAGCCCAAGGACACUGGCCUACAGACUGGUGGUAGACACGCAGGCUGUAGGAGGUUGGCUCUGUUUCUGCAGUUCAUUUAGUCUGCCGAGCAACUUCUGUGCUAUUCCCCAGCCUCAGAGCCUGAGUGAGAUAGUGGUGGCCAGAAUUUACUUCCAUGUUGAUGGAAAGAGGUCUGAAGAAUUGAUGGGAGAAUUACAUCUACUCAGUGGUACCCUGAGCCUAACUGCAGGCAGAGCGACUCCCACCCAUGUCUACCUUCAACCAGGGAAGACCGACAGCAGCACUUGCAUUUUCAGGUACAACCACGGAAUGUUUUACACAACCAAAGAGAACAGUAGCCCUGUUUCCACAGACGGCCCUUACGCACAUGCUGUGCUCUACCAACACAAGUUAUUCUCCAUAGAGUUUGUGGCCUUCCAGCGGUACAAAUUCAGUAUGUAUCUUUACAUGAAUCAGAAGAAGACUUUGUUUAGGUCUCUGGCAGAAAGAGACCUUGAAAAAGACCACCUUCUCCAGAACAGCACGGACACGUACAACAAUCAUGGAAGAAAUGCCAAACGGUUUGUCCGUCGCUCUGCUUUACCCUUUGAUGCAGAGAAAUACACGGGGUUUGUGGCAAAGGUGAACGGUACCAGAACUGCACCUACACCAGCUCCUUUAAGAGUCAGAGUCAACAGCUAUGCUGCAAAAACAAUAAAAGCACCAGUGUCUUCCCAGAAAGAAGCCUGUUACAUAGACACAGUGCAGAUUCAGAAACCUGUUCUUCAUACAUCUGUCUUGCGCCAGAAAAGGAGCACAUCUUUUUACCUCUUUGUCAGAUUGCUAGUAGAUUGUAACGUUGGUAUAUCUAUCAAGCCCCUAUGGCGAAUCUAUCCUGUUCAGGACACAACAACUAUUCCAGACUGGACAAAACCACUAAACUCUUCCUUGAUGCAUGGCAUAGAAAUGAUACACUUAACUGUUCCCAGUUUUACUUUAGAUUACGGGUUGUAUCUCUUUUAUUUCACUGUUGCAAUAACCCCAGUUAGGACCACAACAGUUCUCAGAGGCUCAGAUAAAGUUUAUGUUCAGAUCGAAAGCACUGAUCUAGUGGCAAAUAUUGCAGGAGGUACGUUCCGCACAGUAGGAUUUUCUGAUAAUUGGACUCUUGAUGGUUCCGCAUCCCAUGAUCCUGAUUCACAGGAAGGACUACAGGGAAUCACAUUUACUUGGUACUGCACUAAAGAGGUGUCAGACUAUAAAAUCAUGAAAGUCAGCCCGGGAAAAAGCUGCCAUCCAUCCCAGAGGGAUUUGAAAUGGUUAACAUCCUCAGGUCCAGUUCAAGCAAUGCCACCAGAAUCCCUCCCAGGAAAUGCUUUAUACUACUUCCGUCUAGUGAUUCAAAAGGAUGGAAGGAAGAGUUAUGCUGACCAAACUGUAGAUGUGCAGCCUGGCUCCCCGCUCCUUCUGGAUGUGGCAUGCCUGGAAAACUGUGGUAGCACCCUAAUUCCAACAGAGAGAUUUACCUUGGCUGGAAAAUGCCUGAACUGUAGAAGAAAUAGCCAGCCAGUCUACUACUGGUCCCUUUUUUUAGAAAACUCUACAGAAAUUAGCUUUGACUGGUCUUCCGGAACCUCAACAGGGAGGUCUGGGGCUUACCUGUCUAUACGGGCUCUGACUUUUACAAAGACUGCACAUCGACUCUACGUACUUCUAUUCAAAGUAACUACUUGGGAUGGUAGGUCCUCAGUCUACAGACAUGCAUUUAAGGUAAAUUCUCCUCCUAGGGCUGGCAAGUGUACCAUCAACCCACACCAGGGCACAGCCUUUCUGACAAAAUUUGUUGUUCAGUGCAGUGGAUUUUCUGACAGCGAUUUACCUCUGACAUAUAAAGUGAUAGUAGCUUCCGAUGUACCCAAAACUACCAAAAUAACUUCUGUGGCAGAAAAUACAUUUGGCACAAUUCUGUACUUUGGUUAUCAGCCUAAAACUCCUCCAUCUCUUCUCCCAGUUGGAGUGCCCUCUCAGAAGUACACCUUGACACUUUGUGUUCAAGUCUGUGAUUCCCUUGGGGCAUUUACCCAAGUGAGUUUAUAUGUCCGUGUGCGGAACCCAAUUAACAGUCGACCACUAGCUGUUGUAUAUCAUGAACUGCUGGCCUCAGUAAGCGGUUUAAGUGCACCGAUGACAUCUUAUCUCCAGACUGGAGAUUAUAUUAGAGCAGGUUAUUUGGCUUAUCUGGUAGCCUCAGUCUUAAACUAUAUUAAAGCAGCACCAGCUCGCCACCUCCCUAAGGCUCAGUUUCGGGAAAACCUGGUUAAAACAGCCCUGAAUAUUUCAGUUGAGAGCACAAUGGAAAUCAACCAAGUAGUUGCUUCUCUUUCUCAAGCCACAAAGGAAGCUGAGGAAGUGAAUAUUAGAUCACAAGAUCUUGCCAUUAGGAAACUGACAGAGGUGACGGGAGUGCUGAAGAUACAGAGGAAUGAGAGCCGUUGGUCUGAGGAGGCAGAAAUUCAGACCAGUGGAAUACUAAGAUGCUUGUCCAACAUCCUGAGAGCUGCUCUUCUGCAUUGCAGGAACGUCAACGUAAAUGGAGUUAAACAAGCCUUCUCCAUCAUGGAAAAUUUAAUGGACAUAGUUUUCCAGGGCAAAGUCCCUGGAGAAACAGAGACUCGAAUGGAAACAAAACACUGGAACAUCACGCUGAAGAAAGAGGAAACCUGGAACAUUGCAAAUGCUUUCUCUACCAGCAACACCUGCAGGAAUUGCUUUUAUCUAUCACUGAGAAAGGGAAAUUAUUCGGGAUUGCCGCAUGAUGCCGUGAUAUCCACUGCUCUUUUUGAGUUCGACGAGAACCCUUUCCCUUGGUUAGGUCACACAUCAGAAAUCAAAACAAUGGUCUUGGGGUUUAAAAUGGCAGAGAGCAAGGCUAAUGGAGAUCUACUGGGGAUCACGCCUGAAGGAGCAGAAAUUACUGUUGCUAGGAAAGAGAAGGAAACUUCAACUUUUCAGUUAGCAAUGGGACCCGAUAAAACACAAACUUACACAACUGGAGGAUUUAGUUUUGAAGUCAACAGAAACACUAAGAGCAUAUACAUCCAGAUCCUGACAAAAUUACAAGUUACUUUCAAGGUGCUAGUAUUUACAGGCACCAGCGUCACUCACGCUCAUCCCACAGCCUCGUUUGCUGCUUUUCACAACAUGCCAACAGUGGCAAGUGAAAAUGAGACCGCUAGCACUGACUGUAACAUUAAGGCUCCCUAUAUGAUCUGUCUUCCAGAGUCACUGUUGACAACCACAGCUCAAGGAAGCGGUACAGACCCUCACAACAUCUCCGUUGUCUUGCUGACAUCGUAUGUUGUAAGGUAUCGAACGCAGAGGCUGGUGAGCAUACAUGUUUUUAGUGAUCAGUGCUUAUUUCUGGACGGGGUUCAAAGUCUGUGGAGAGAAGACGUGUGCAGGCUUGGCUCCUUGACUGACUGGCAGAGGGUACACUGUGUCUGCAAAAUGAAGCAGAGUCGCAGAAGUCUGACAGUUCACGCUGCGUCAAAGGCGUCCACAUAUGACAUCAGGUUCCUGGCAGCCAAAGUAAUAGCUACGCCCAACGCAAUAGAUCUGGGAAAAAUCCUGAUAGCAGAUAUACCUCAAAACCCAGUCACAUUAUUAACGGUGCUCUUCAUUUUUGCCGUCUAUUUUCUUUUGUGCCUCUGGGCCGUGAGAAAAGACAGGGCUGAGAGGGACAGGAAAGACAAGAUUAUCGUUCUGCCGGACAACGACCCCUUUGAUAAGGGCAGAUAUUUAGUCACUUUAUACACAGGCAGUCACUGGGAAGCUGGAACCACAGCAGAUGUCUUUCUUCAGCUCAUCAGCCAGAAUGGCAGGAGUGAUGUCCAUUGUUUACGGCACCCACAUUUUCCAUCUUUCCAACGAGGAAGCACCGAUUGCUUUCUGUUGACUACUAAGAAAGACUUGGGAGACAUUUCUUCCUUCAGGGUCUGGCAUAAUAACAAGGGCCCAUCCCCAAGCUGGUUCUUAAGCAGAGCCAAAGUUGAGGAUAUGUCCACCAGGAAGACCUGGUUCUUCAUGUGCCGGAAAUGGCUCUCUCUUGACAAGAGUGAUCAUGUACUAGAAAGGACAUUUGCCGUCACAGACCCCAAGACACCUCUGCUCAGAAUCGACUAUUUUUCUAUUCAUUUUGCCAACAGCCUGAAAGAGGGCCAUCUGUGGAUCUCCAUUUUUUCUGCCGUUGCCAGUGACACUUUCAGCAGGCUCCAACGUCUGUCUGCCUGUUUAGCAGUAUUAUUAUCGAACUUGCUUGUUGGCAUUAUGUUCUUUAAUGCUGACAAGGAUGAAGAAUCUCCAAUAUACCUGCAGUAUUUGAAAGCAAUAACAGUAGGAAUUGAAUGUGUUUUGAUUACCAAACCUGUGGAAAUUAUUAUAAUUGCCUUACUGAAGUAUUCCCAGAAGAAAGCUUCUCCUCGUGGUGUGGCUCAGACGGAACCAAAGGCAAAUUCACCCCUCCUGUCUGGAAAUCUGAAGAACUCGGAGGAAAGUUUGCAAAAAUUGUACCUUCCAGAAACUUCGGCACAACUGACGAAUAUUCAUCUGCUGGAAAACCUUCCUGGUCCCAGGAACUCACAGAGCCUGUCAUGUUCCGGAAAGACAAGAAGCGAGGGAGAUCCCCCAAAGUGGAGUAAUCGCACAGUUUCUGAAAGAGACGCAAAUGGAAUUGGAACAGAGGAGCAGACAAGAACCACAAAUUCCCCUCCAAUGGCUAAGGCCUGCCAGAGGAGGCCACCAUCAGAGUCCAAUUUUAGUAAUAAUUACACAGAAGAAGGGGGCAACUUUCAGAAAGAAAGCAAGCCACUAAGCAGUGCCUUCAUGCUCUUUCGCAAGAGACCACGCAUAGCUUUUUGUUGGUGGUGCAACUAUGUCUUGUGCGCACUACUUACAGCUAUAAGUGGGCUAUCAUCGUUUUUCAUUGUGUCCUAUGGUUUGUCUUACGGCUAUCAGACCUCACUAGAGUGGCUUUUAGCAUCUGCAAUCUCCUAUAUUGAGACCGUUUUCCUUGCAAUUCUAAAAAUAUUCUUUUUCUCAGCUAUGAGUACAAUUCAUCCAAAAUACUGUGAAAACAUCGCAUGGUUAACUCAUGAAAAGUGUUAUGAGAAGAAGCUGGCUACAGAAAUGAUGAAGGCUGAUGAGAUGAGAGAGAAGCACCGGAAACUUGCUAAACUCAGAGGCAGCAAGCAGUAUAAACCUUUAGAUGCUGAUGAAAUUGCAAACAUGCUGAAAAGGGCAAAAAUUAAAGGCAAGGCAUUUACUUUUGCCAAAAGUUUCAUCAGUCAUCUUGCCUUUUUAACACUGCUGUUAAAUUUUGCCUAUUCCACUGAGAACGCCAACAGUUUCCACUACAACCAGUUCAUCCAUAACCAAUUCUCUCCAUGA